Messenger RNA from Artibeus jamaicensis (Jamaican fruit-eating bat), 5383 nucleotides. RefSeq names its product leucine rich repeat and fibronectin type III domain containing 3 (gene LRFN3). The transcript has 3 exons. Gene Ontology annotation, molecular function: protein binding. NCBI's taxonomy places the organism in Eukaryota, Metazoa, Chordata, Mammalia, Chiroptera, Phyllostomidae. The record is from RefSeq and is a predicted model, not a curated record. The coding region runs from base 1161 to 3044 and encodes 627 amino acids.
GGUUCCGGCCGAGGAGGCCGCGGGAGCACCUGGUCCUGGCCAACCUGCACGGACCCCGUCUGGCCCCUGCAAGGCGCCCCCGCCGCGGCCCCCGCCCCGGCCCCAGCGGGGGAGGGGGGUCUCUGAGAGCGGCCCCUCCCCCCUGCGUCCCUGACAGUUCUGCGGUGCCUUCACCCCGCUGGUCCCUGUCUGUUCGUCUGCUGCCGCCCAGGCCUCGCCCCACCGCGGCCACCGGGGCUUCCUGGCCGCCCCUACCCCUACUGCAGCCGACCCCUUCGCUACGGGCCAGCCCCUGCUACAGUCAGAGAAGCAAGCCGGUAGCCACCACCACAGACCCAGAGCCUGCACCUCUACAUCGGGGGCCUGCACCCCAAGAUUGGAUCCAGAGAUCUGGAGACCCUGGGACCCUGAUGGGCCUGGAACCCCAAGACCUGGAGUCUGAACACCAAUAUUUGGGGCUAGAAUCUCAAUAUCAGUCCCUGGGACCGCAAUAUUUGGAACCUAAGCCCCAAGACUUGGAAUACGAAUCCCAAGAUUUGGAGCCUGAACCUCAAGAUUUGGCAUCUAAAAUCCCCAAUCUGGAGCUGAACUCUGAAUUCUGAGCCCUGGACCUUGAAAUCUAGGGUGAGGUUCCCAUGCCUAUACCCUGGGUCCACUAUUUGGGACCUGAACCCUGAAAUUUAGGCCUCAAAUUUCAAAAUCUGAACCCUGGCAUUCCAAGGGGCCUCAACCUGAGUUCCAGCCCAAAGUCCUUGCUGCAAACCUGAAUUCUGGAAUUUGGGACUAAAGACGUCCAAACUUGACUUAGCACCCCAAUAACUAACCCCAGCACUGCAGUACCAGAUCCCAGGACUGGACUUAGGACUUAGACCCUUAACUCUCCAUUUGGCCCUUUAGUAUCCCAAAAUGAGCUGAGCAGUCCUGACUCUGAACAGCCCAAAAGGGUGCUUGGGUCUCUAAAAGUGGACCUUAGCGGUCCAACAUUUGGGGAUCUUGGACUCCACGUAUCAAGGCCUAGAGACUCCAUGACCACAUAUCUAAGCUGAGACACUACAGAUGGGCAGGGAAGGCAUGACCAAGCAUUCCUACCCUUGACCCCCUUUGAGCCUGAGGACUCUGCUCCGUGGGGCAGCUUCUAGCUCAGGCCACCCCUGCCCGAGAUGGCCAUCCUCCCGCUGCUCCUUUGCCUGCUACCACUGGCCCCUGCCUCAUCUCCACCCCAGCUAGCCACAUCUAGCCUGUGUCCCCGCCGCUGCCACUGCCAGACACAGUCACUGCCCCUAAGUGUGCUGUGUCCAGGGGCAGGCCUUCUGUUUGUGCCACCCUCACUGGACCGCCGGGCCGCUGAGCUGCGCCUAGCAGACAACUUCAUUGCAGCUGUGCGCCGCCGUGACCUGGCCAACAUGACGGGCUUGUUGCACCUGAGCUUGUCACGUAAUACCAUCCGCCAUGUGGCAGCCGGCGCCUUUGCUGAUCUUCGUGCCCUCCGUGCCCUGCAUCUAGAUGGUAACCGGCUAACCUCACUGGGGGAGGGUCAGCUGCGCGGCCUGGUCAAUUUGCGCCAUCUCAUCCUGAGCAAUAACCAGCUGGCAGCACUGGCGGCUGGUGCCCUGGACGACUGUGCUGAGACACUUGAGGACCUCGACCUCUCCUACAACAACCUGGAACAGCUGCCCUGGGAGGCUUUGGGCCGCCUAGGCAACGUUAAUACAUUGGGCCUUGACCACAACCUGCUGGCUUCUGUGCCUGCCGGCGCCUUUUCCCGCCUACACAAGUUGGCACGACUGGACAUGACUUCCAACCGCCUGACCACCAUCCCACCCGACCCACUCUUCUCCCGGCUACCACUGCUAGCCAGGCCCCGCGGCUCACCUGCCUCUGCCCUGGUGCUGGCCUUUGGUGGGAACCCACUGCACUGCAACUGUGAGCUGGUGUGGCUGCGGCGGCUGGCAAGGGAGGACGACCUUGAAGCCUGCGCCUCCCCACCUGCUCUGGGUGGCCGCUACUUCUGGGCCGUGGGCGAGGAGGAGUUUGUGUGCGAGCCACCUGUAGUAACUCACCGCUCACCACCCCUGGCAGUGCCUGCUGGUCGGCCAGCUGCCCUGCGCUGUCGGGCAGUAGGGGACCCUGAGCCCCGCGUGCGUUGGGUGUCACCGCAGGGGCGGCUGCUGGGAAACUCAAGCCGUGCUCGCGCCUUCCCUAAUGGGACACUGGAGCUGCUGGUGACUGAGCCAGGUGAUGGCGGCAUCUUCACCUGCAUUGCGGCCAAUGCAGCUGGCGAGGCCACGGCUGCUGUUGAGCUAACUGUGGGUCCCCCACCACCCCCGCAGCUAGCCAACAGCACCAGCUGUGACCCCCCGCGGGACGGGGAUCCUGAUGUCCUUACCCCACCUUCUGCUGCCUCUGCCUCUGCCUCCGCUUCUGCCAAGGCAGUUGACACUGGGCCCCCUACUGACCGCGGUGUCCAGGUGACUGAGCAUGGGGCUACAGCUGCUCUUGUUCAGUGGCCAGAUCAGCAGCCUAUCCCAGGCAUUCGCAUGUACCAGAUCCAGUACAACAGUUCAUCUGAUGACAUCCUCGUUUACAGGAUGAUCUCAGCUGACAGCCACUCCUUCCUGUUGACCGACCUGGCAUCAGGCCGCACCUACGAUCUGUGCGUGCUAGCAGUGUAUGAGGACAGCGCCACGGGGCUGACAGCCACACGACCUGUGGGCUGUGCUCACUUCUCCACAGAGCCUGCACUGCACCCCUGCGGGGCCCCACAUGCACCAUUUCUGGGUGGCACCAUGAUCAUCGCGCUGGGUGGUGUCAUCGUGGCCUCUGUACUGGUCUUCAUCUUCGUCCUGCUUAUGCGCUACAAGGUGCAUGGUGGCCAGCCCCCAGGCAAGGCCAAGGUACCUGCACCUGUCAGCAACGUUUGCUCCCAGACCAACGGUGCCACACCGGCCCUCUCUGCCCCUGAGCCCUCUGCACCCAGGGCCCACACUGUGGUCCAGCUGGACUGUGAGCCCUGGGGGCCCAGCCAUGAACCCACGGGACCCUAGCUUCAUGCCCACCACAAUGACUUUUUUGGCCCAAGGGAUGGCAGGACCCAGGCACCCUAUGGGACCCGGCCUCAGACUCACCAAAUUGUUCACGGUUUUUAAAACUGAUGGGGAGGGUGGCAGGGGCACUGGGGCACAACAAGAAAGUCAUAUUUUUCUAAGCUUGGGCCUGGGCCCUUGCCCUUGUCUCUGUGUGUGGAAGUUGCGGGGAAUCAUGCAGGGGUCUGGAGCUGGGGACACCUCCUCUGGGGAGAGACCUGCCUAGUUCUGUCCAAGGUACCUGGAUGAGGCUGCGGAUGGUCAUUCAUUUAGUCAACAGACAUUCUUUGAGUGUUGUCUCUGAACAUAUGCUGGGUGAUGCUGUGGUGACUGUGACAUCCCCAAGAUUUCCCCUCAGACAGUAACUGAGAGAUCAGGGAUGUAGUAAUGAGGGAAGCCAGGGAGAUUGUGGGAGCCUAGAAAAGGUGCCUGACUCAGCCUGGGCCCUAGAGUGUGGUUAGGGACGGCUUCCUGGAGGAGACAUGUGACCUGAGAAUGACAUCCGAAGAAGGUAAUUGGCCCAGAAUAGAAGGAAAGGUGUUCCAGGCAGAGAGCACAGUACAACCAAGGACUUAGUAAGUGCCAGACACUGGUGGUACUGUGGUAGAGCUGAGGCAGGAGGGUCCUGAACAUGAGCAGGGCCCAGGUUUUCUAGGCUGAGGAGCUCAGACUGGGAAACUGGAAGAUUCUAUGCAGGGGAGGACAGGGUCAGGUUGGGGCUUUAGGAAGAUCCUUCUAGUCACCAUGAGGAAGAUGGACCAAAGGGGAAGACUGAGGCAGGGAGCCUGGGUGGAAGCCAGGGUGGGGGCCUGGGUGGGCGAGGACAGGGCUGGACAAAGCAGUUAGGGUUGAGUGAGACAGACGUUCAAGAAGCUGAGCAGAUGCGUUACGGAGCUGAAGGGCCAUAGGGGAGGGAAGUGUCCAUGCCAGGGAGGGGACAAUAGAGCUCUAUGAUAUAGUAGCAGGGAAAAGAGAUUUGGAGAAGAUGCUGAGGCCAAUGUGGGACCUGUUGGAUGUGGAGGGCCCAGAGGACAUCCAGAGGGUGACAACUAGGAGGUAUCAGGACCAUUGGUCUGAGGCAGGAGCUGGGGACAGAAAUGAGGGCUGUGUCAGAAGUGAUGGGGAACUGAGACCACCAGGGUAGUGAGACAGCCUCUGGGACCUCCCAUGUCUAAGAGACAGAAAAACCUAGACUUAAAGACUAAACAGGAGCAGCAGGUAGAGGGACAGAGUGAAGCAAACCAAGCAGGUCAAACUCAAGUAAUUAUCAUGUUUAAUGAUAUUGAGGCUUCAGUGAGAGCAGUGUUAGGGGUUCAGUCGGACAGGUGCCACUCAGCUGAUUUGAGAGUAGCAGGUAAGAAAAUAGAUAGGGAGUGUAGACCUGUGAUUCUGUGGGCCUAGAGCUUUUGUUCAGGUUGAUCUGGGACUUUCUGCCCCACAUCUCUCCAGGGCUCGUUGUCACUCUGUCUUGGACUGCGCUAGGUGCCCCUCAGACACCAAGAGGUUCAGAGGACCAAACCCCAGGUCUUAGAAAUUUCAGGCCUCCUUAAAGAUCCAGAAAUGGAACUAGCAGUAAGGGUUAGAAUACUCUUUGCUUUCAGGCUGCUUCUAGUGGUGGGUCCAGAGGAAGAGAUGUGGAGGGAAUUUGGGUCCUCUAAGUCUUCUCCGCAGUGAUGCUGGUGUGAGGAACAGGGAAAAGAGGGCCCAAGACUGGGCUGGCUAUUCUCAUGAUGUGGGGUGCUGGGGCUUUGUUGAUGUAUACAGGCCUUGGAAGUGAUCCUCCAUUGGCCACGGGAACAACCUGAGUCCCAGGGAUCUGGCCCGACUCCCAAGUGUUCCAGCAGCAUCAUUAGGUCCUUCUCUUGUUACCCUUGGGUGACAGGUCAGGAGCAGCCAGCAGAGAUUGGGAGGUAUAUUGAGGAAAAGGCCUGGGGAAGAGGAGGUUUGAAUACCUAGAGGUAGUUGCUGCCAUGAGGGGGAGCCAGAGUGCACUGUUCUUCAACCCUGUUCUUAAAAUAUUAACUUAGUCCGUGCCUAUUUGUGCUACAUGCGGGAGAUUCAGUAAGGAACUUGAGCCUGUCCUGCCCUCACAUACCUCGCCAUUUGGUGGCAGAAACAAAUGGCACAUAAUCACAUAAGCAAGUGUAAUAAUCUGUGUGACAAGUGGGGCCAUGCAAGAGAGACAUGGAACUGUGAGACCCUGUAACCAGGGGCGCUGACCAAGGAAGAGAGGUUUGAGAGAGGUUUUCUGGAGGAAGCAUUGCCUCAGCUGAGAUCUGAAGGAUGAUCAGGUUGCAGUU